AUGCAAUUGAAGGAGCACCUUCGACUGAUUCUGGUUGGCCUUCAGGGAGUUGGGAAAAGUGCAGCAGGAAACACCAUUCUGGGCCGAGAUGGGUUUCACUCGGAUCUCAGAGCCACUUCUCUCACAUCCACAAGUGAACGGAUGGAUGCUGUUGUCUAUGGGAGGAAAGUGACUGUUGUAGAUACUCCUGGCUUAUUAAACUGUGAUGCUUCUAUAACAAAUGUAGAGCUGGAGAGAGCCUUGACUCUGUGUGAACCCGGACCCCACGCUUUUCUCCUUGUUGUUCAGUUGGGCCGCUUCACUGAGCAAGAAAGACAUGUGAUGGACAUACUCCAAAAGAUGUUGUGCUCAAAUGUGAAUUUGUUCACAAUAGUACUUUUUACAUACGGAGACAAACUUAAGAAUAAAAGUGUAGACCAGUUUGUAGAGGAGGAUAAAAACCUGCAGAAACUCAUCCAAAAAUGUGGAUCACAGUAUCAUGUGUUUAAUAAUAAUAACAGAGAAAACACAAGUCAGGUCAGUGAGCUCUUUGAGAAAGUGGACAGUCAGUUGGGAAAGAGAAACAAAAAAUAUUAUGUCAGUACAAACAAGGUUCAGGGAAAGUCCAGGAAUACAUGGUACUUCUACAUUGCUGCUGCUGCAACUGCUGCUGCAGCUCUGUUUAUGUAUGCAGCAUUUGCCAAGACAAAGACACAGAGUAAAACCCUAGAGGAUUUUCCAAGUGCCCCAUGUGAUGAGAUAGUCAAGGUGGAAGCAGAUGAGACUCAAAGUGAAACUUUUUGGGAAAUGUUGCACAGCCUGUUCAACAAGGACAAGAAAGUGUAUUUAGUUGGUUUCGUACCUUUGUACCUGCUUUAUCUUGUGAAGAAACUGAUGAAAAAAUAAAUGAUAGCAAUAUAGCAAUGUACACCAACUGUUUUAAAGAGUUGAGAAUGUAACAUUUUGAAAUGCAGAUACACAAAUGUGCC
Messenger RNA from Cyprinus carpio (common carp), 968 nucleotides. Its product is annotated as GTPase IMAP family member 9-like. Lineage: Eukaryota; Metazoa; Chordata; Actinopteri; Cypriniformes; Cyprinidae. The record is from RefSeq and is a predicted model, not a curated record. Bases 1 to 885 code for a protein of 294 amino acids. The transcript has 2 exons.